CGCUCGUUUCCGCUUCCGCCAGCGCCGCGGCAGCCUCGUUGUUCCCGGAGUGGCGGUGUCUUCGUCCACCUCUCUGCACUAUGUCCGGCGGCCUUCUGAAGGCGCUGCGCAGCGACUCCUACGUGGAGCUGAGCCAGUACCGGGACCAGCACUUCCGGGGUGACAAUGAAGAACAGGAAAAAUUACUGAAGAAGAGCUGCACAUUGUAUGUUGGAAAUCUUUCCUUUUACACAACUGAAGAACAAAUCUAUGAACUCUUCAGCAAAAGUGGUGACAUAAAGAAGAUCAUUAUGGGCCUGGAUAAGAUGAAGAAAACAGCAUGUGGGUUCUGCUUUGUGGAAUACUAUUCAAGAGCAGAUGCAGAAAAUGCCAUGAGGUACAUAAACGGAACUCGUCUGGAUGACCGGAUCAUUCGCACAGACUGGGACGCAGGCUUUAAGGAGGGAAGGCAGUAUGGCCGUGGGCGAUCUGGGGGCCAGGUACGAGAUGAGUAUCGGCAGGACUAUGAUGCUGGGAGAGGAGGCUAUGGAAAACUGGCCCAAAACCAGUGAGUGGUGAGAGCCCAAUCAUGAAAACUCACUCCUUUGGCCUGUUGAAUUUGCCAUGCGUUACCCAAGGUCUGCAAACCUGCCCACUUUUAACAUGCUUUGAUCAAGGUCUCUACUGAGCUCGAAGCCAUUUUAUGGGUGUCCUUUGAAAAUUAUUAAAGGACAGAAUCCAAAGGAAUGCCUUUAUUCUGUAGUCUUAGAAUCUUGGCCAUACGUCAGCUUGCCGGAAUGAUUUUAUGUCACCAGGUCAGAAUUUGUGUUCUGUGGCAACAGGUUUCAUUUAUCAGCCCAAAACACCACACUUUUUU
Molecule: messenger RNA, 856 nt
Organism: Odobenus rosmarus divergens (Pacific walrus)
Lineage: Eukaryota; Metazoa; Chordata; Mammalia; Carnivora; Odobenidae
Gene: NCBP2
Product: nuclear cap binding protein subunit 2, 20kDa
Exons: 4
Coding region: 81-551 (156 amino acids)
Biological process (GO): mRNA cis splicing, via spliceosome
Cellular component (GO): nuclear cap binding complex
Molecular function (GO): RNA cap binding
Source: RefSeq, a predicted model, not a curated record